Messenger RNA from Oxyura jamaicensis (ruddy duck), 1963 nucleotides. RefSeq names its product 182 kDa tankyrase-1-binding protein-like. Gene Ontology annotation, biological process: cellular response to ionizing radiation; double-strand break repair. NCBI's taxonomy places the organism in Eukaryota, Metazoa, Chordata, Aves, Anseriformes, Anatidae. Bases 9 to 1598 code for a protein of 529 amino acids. The record is from RefSeq and is a predicted model, not a curated record. The transcript is spliced from 7 exons. Gene Ontology annotation, cellular component: nucleus; heterochromatin.
CCGGGGACAUGGGGAGCCAGGACAGGGAGUUCGGCCCCAGCAGGCCAGUCUGGGCCAGCGAGUACGGCUCCGUGGCUACCAGAAAGGAGGAGUUCGGUCCUGGCCGGCUGAGCUGGGCUGGCGAACACGGCAUGGCCCAGACGGAAGCGGGCACUGCUUUCGGGGUCAGAACAGAAGACUUGCCCGGCUCCUGUGGCCCCGCUCACCCUUCCAAGGAGUCGGGCUGGGGCAGCAGCGACCAGCAGGAGAGUGGCGCCGUCGGCCCCGGGGGCUGGAUCGAAGAGCUGCGCCUCGGGGGAGCUGAGCACCGUAACCAGUUCGGCGUCAUUGGGAUGGACCAGGCGCCCGAGGCCUCCGGCACCGCAGCGCCAGCAGGAGGCCCCAUGUCCUGGAGCGGUGAAAUGAGCUCUGGGGACCUGCAGGAGCCCGGGGAGUCCCCGGGAGGCUGGCACGGCGAUCUCCCCUUCGGCCCCUCGGCUCCUACCGCUAGUACCGGCGAGGGUGGACCGGGUCAGAUGGCCUGGGACGAGGAUGGGGCAGCCCCGGGCAGCUCGGCCCAGCCCCGGGAGGAUGAGGAGGAGGAAGCAGGCUGGAGGCAGCACCAGGAGGCAGGCGGCUGGAGCGCGGAGCUGCGCGAGGCUGAGGCCAGGCGCCAGGAGUGGGCCAGUGCCUUCGACGCCCGCUGUGCGGCCCGCAGCCGGGAUUUCGGUGCCAGGGAGCUGAGCCCAGGAGACCAUGGUGCUUCGGCAGACGGCAGGACCCCCAUGGACAUCCGCCUCUCGGACCCCAGCCCACCCUUGGGUGCUGAUGCUGAGCCCACUGCCGCGGGGCCGAGCCCCCAGCCGCAACCCCCAGCCUCAGAGCCCCCCCGGGACAAGGAUGGGGACGAGCCCAGCCCCGCAGAGGACGGGGACGUGGCUGCAGCCCCCCAGCUGCCGGAGGCUGCCGGCAGGACGCCACCAGAAGCAGAGAGCCAGGAGGAAGCCCCCUGGGACCACCUGGAUGGGAAGAGGCCACAGAGCUGCGAGGAAAAAAACCCUCAGCCCGAGGGACCCGCGGAGCUCUCUGGGCAGGAAUUCACCUUUCUGGAGGACACGGAGGUCCUGGACAGCACCGUGUACCGGAGCAAAGCCAGCCUGGGCCGCAAGCGGAGGCACCGGGCACCCGCUCUCCGGCCCGGGGCCACCUCCGAAGGGGACAGCUGGAUCUUCCAGGACUCCACAGAGCCCCGUCCAGCCCGCGCAGCGGUGUCCUCCGACGAGGAGGCAGCAGAAGAGCCCAAGAGCCGGCGGGUGCGAGCGUCCCCGUCGGGCAAAGGCGUCAAGGUGCCGCUCUUCCCCGGCCUCAACACGUCCGCCCUCAAGGCCAAGCUGAGGGGCCGAAACCGCUCUGCCGAGGAGGGGGCGCUGCCAGCAGACAGCAAGGCAGCCCCCCCCGAAGGACCCCCACGUGCAGCGCUCCAAGUCCUGCAAGAUCCCCGGCCUGGGUGGGAAGCCCCUGGCGCUGCCCCCCAAGCCGGACAAGUCCUCAGGGUCAGACGGCUCCCCGCCCCACUGGCUGCAAGCGCUGAAGCUGAAAAAGAAGAAAUCGUGAGCUGAUCUGACGGGGCUCGCUCUCCUGCCAGCGUGGCCCCGGGAGGCUUACGGCCAGCUCCCCCAGGACCAGGUGGCCCCCUCCCCGUGGCAGGACACACACACACACAUCUAUGCACUUUGUAUGAUGCUCGCAGGGUCCCCUCCCCAGUCACUUCCCGCCCCCCUCCGAGGCCCGAGGGACUCCCCCAGGGUCUCUCUUUCCUCUGCCCACCCCCUCAGCCCCCACGUCUCCUGGGGGCUGGGGGCAGCGGUAGAAAUCCACAAGCCCCCUCCCUCCCGCUCCCCCUCCCACCACCCUCCAGACCAAGAGCAGCAGGUCAUUAUUUUGGUGCCACUUUUCAGGACAAUAAAACUUCGUUGGUUGGUUC